UCAAAGAGCCCGCGGCUUCACUUUUCAGGACGUAUGAGACACACCCGUUCUAGAACAGUCUGCUUUGUGCUCUCGCUGUACUUUGACGUCAUACGCCGUUCAAGUCUGCGCAGCGCUGUAUGCAUAUUAUGUAUAUUCAAUCUAUCCGUCGUAUCUGUGUCCUUGUCGACGUCACACGAAACCCACGUCGUAAUCGACCUCUUUCCAAAGUCUGGAAAAAGCAGUUUACAUUAACAACUUCGAGAUAAAAUUCGACUAUCCGACUAUCACGUGGGUUUGUUGUGUGUGACCGAAGCGCCAUUUGGAAGGCAUCGUAAGUUCACUGACUACGCAAUAGAUGAGACUAACUGUUACUCGCGAAAAGAAGUCGAAUUUGUUCGUCCAGCUUCGUACUUAAACUCGUAAACUCUUUUUUUUUAUUUUUUUUUUUUUUUUUUAUGGUAUGUACAUGUGAACAAUUAACAAAACUAUAAAUCUGCUGAAACCUAUAAAUAUUUCACCAAUGACUGGGUACAGGAUUUAUUUACAUUUUUACCAAACUGUAAUUUUCUGUACGUUUUUCUCUGAAGCAUGCUGUUUUCCAAGGUGAACAGACUACAGUGUUAUUUGCUGUACUUGCUUAAAUAUCAGUUUAUAAAAUGUACUGACAUUGACUUAAAGUACUCAUUUGAUAAUAUAUUUUGUCUGUCUGUAUCAAUGCACACUAUUUUAGUUAGCACUUUUGUAAUUAGUUGUCACCAAAUGACUACUAUGUCUUAAGCAGUAAACCUUAACCCAUUUUGGUUUCCAUAGUGAAUGUAAGACAAUAAAGAACAUCACAUUUAUUAAAAGUGGCAUAAUACAUUAUUAUUUCUGCAUCAAAUAAAAGGUAUAAUGAAAUCGAAAUAAUAAAAUGUAUAAAAUAAAUAUAUAAAUUGGAACAAGAUCAUUAUCAUGUUUGACAUUAGUUAAAAAUGCUGAAGAAUAUUACCAUUUUAAGUGCAAUACAUUAAUGUCAAUCGGACAGACAGAUGCCUCCCUGGUUUUCAUCAAACACAUUAUUAAAUAUUUUUGAAGACAAUCGGAUCACUUGGUGUUUUAGAACGACACAGAUUGCUGAGGAAUUCUUCAGAAUCACGAAUAAAGACCUUCUUGAUGUCUUCAGGGCAGCUAUGGACAGAUUUACACCUAAGCUCUUGAAAUUAUACAGAGCUAAAAAAGCUGCAUUUGGAGAGGACAUGGAACAGCUCCUAGAAAGACUUGAUGAAAGGGUGACCGAUGUUGUUAAUCACAGAAGGACUACUGCUUUGAAAGGCCUGCCUUUGUUUCUUCGAGAGGACCCAAACAAGCUGUUCAAGAAAUGCAAAGACACCGAAGAUGGGGCAAAAGGAGUGUCUAUUGCCAUUCUGUGUGUUUUGGAAGAUGACACCCAGGCGACAUCACCCGAGGUUGUGAACAUUGCUGUUGUGUUGGAGCAGGUCGUCGUUUUGAAAGAUCUCCCAGAUAUUUCUACUGCUCUUGCAUACCUUUUUGGCCUUCUGUAUGCAUUAAACAUGUCCUAUCCUCAAGCUCUUAAGUACACUUUUGACACCAUUCAGAAUGUUUUCAUGGAGCUGGGAUCUGGAUGCACCAAACGUGUACUUUCUCUGAAGAACAAACUGUUGUAAAGAAAAUCAGAACAGUGUUUUUGGGAUCAUUUUUGGCGUUCAUUUGUUACAAGACCUAAAGUGCGCUUGGAUACAAGGUCUGGGGAUUCUUUUAGUUGGCAUCUCUAUUUCUUGUUACAGAUGUCAAACUGUUCCAAAUGCACCAAAUGUGUGCUUUCUCUGAACAAACUGUUGUAAAGAAAAUCAGAACAGUGUUUUGGGAUCAUUUUUGGCGUUCAUUUGUUACAAGACCUAAAGUGCAGCUUGGAUACAAGGUGAUUCUUUUAGUUGGCAUCUCUUUUUCUUGUCAUCAGAUGUCAGACUGUUCUUAAAGUGUACAGUACAGCAUACCAUACCAGGUUAGUGGUUGCAGUAAGCAUGUCUGUUCUUAUAAAUGGUUGUUUAAAAUUGAGGGAUAGUUCAUCCAAAAAUGAAAAUUGUCACAUUUUGUCACUCUUAUUUUGUUACAAACCUGUAUAAAUGUCUUUGUUCCGAGGAACAUGAAGAAAGAUGCUUUGGGGAAUGUUUGUAACCAAACCGUUCAUGAGCCCCAUUCACUUUUAUAGUAGGAAAAAAGAAUACUAUAGAAACGAAUGGGGCUCGUGAUCUGUUUGGUUACAAACAUUCCUCAAAAUAUCUUAUGUUCAUCAGAACAAAUACAUUUAUACAGGUUUGUAACAACAUGGGAGUAAGAAAAUGACACGAUUUUCAUUUUUGGGUGAACUAUCCUUUUAAAUAAAACUGUAAAAAAGUGUUUUAAAUGUUGGUUUAAAUGUGGUAAUUUGAAAAGGUUUAGAUUACGGAACAUGUCAAGAUAUUAAAAACAUUUUAUUGUUGGAUACAAAGAAAAAUCCUAAAUUGAUACCAACAAGUUUUAUGCUGUUUUUGUGUACAGUUAAGUGAUUUAAUGAGAAAUUGUAUUGCACUGAUUUUUGUUGGUGUUAAAAAUUGUCUGUAUGCUUAGUGUAUGCAAAAUUUAAGUUCCUACUGAAGAUGGAAUCUGGACUUUUUCUUUAAAGUGCAGCUGUUGUGUCACAACUUUAAAAAAAAAAGUUAAAUAGUGAACCGAGUUUGUGCUUGUGUAGCAUCUUAUUUCUAAUUGAAAUAAAUGAUAAAGUAAA
Messenger RNA from Megalobrama amblycephala (Wuchang bream), 2746 nucleotides. RefSeq lists its product as uncharacterized. The record is from RefSeq and is a predicted model, not a curated record. The transcript has 4 exons. Lineage: Eukaryota; Metazoa; Chordata; Actinopteri; Cypriniformes; Xenocyprididae. Bases 1011 to 1646 code for a protein of 211 amino acids.